Molecule: messenger RNA, 2429 nt
Organism: Neoarius graeffei (lesser salmon catfish)
Lineage: Eukaryota; Metazoa; Chordata; Actinopteri; Siluriformes; Ariidae
Gene: ankef1a
Product: ankyrin repeat and EF-hand domain containing 1a
Exons: 9
Coding region: 1-2283 (760 amino acids)
Molecular function (GO): calcium ion binding; protein binding
Source: RefSeq, a predicted model, not a curated record
AUGAGUUCGGAAGCCGUGUGCCACCUGCAGGAGCUGCAGAUUUACCGGCUGCUGCAGUGUGUGCGUGCACGAGACACUACACAGGUCAAGAAGCUCUUGCGCAAGGGCGUUCAUGGCCUUGUCAACAUCACAGAGCCACAUGAGGGCAAAGGCAUCCUGCACGUGGCUGCGGUAGCUAAUGACAUUGACAUGAUCAAAUUUCUGAUGCUUCAUGGCGCCUGUCCAGAUGUCCAGGACAAGCGAGGACGCACGCCAGUGAUGCUGGCAGCUGAACUCGGACAUGAUGGUGUGGUGGCUCUGUUGGCCCAGAAACAUGCAGAUAUGAAGCUGACAGAUAUAGAAGGGAAAGGUGUGUUAUUCUACUGCAUCUGUCCCACCAAAAGCCACGCACGUUGCCUGCAGGUGGCGCUGAACAACACAGCAGAUGUAAACAACGUGUCCCAUGCAGGCAUGCCACUCUUCCUGCAGGCUUGUGAGAAUGCUCGGGAAUGUGAAGACAUGUGCCUCAGCCUGUUGGAGAGGGGGGCCGACCCCGAUUCUGUCAAUCAGGUGACAGGUCGCACUGCUCUAAUGGAGGCGGUGAGAGCAGGAGCAGUGGGGCUGGUGAGAGCCAUCCUUAAAAGAGGGGCAAAUGUCAACAUGCUGGACAACAAGAGGUUCAACGCAGUUCACUUCGCUGCUGAAGGAGGCUACUUUGAAAUCCUUCAAGUGUUGUCGGCAUAUAUGGCGGAUAUGGGAGUAAUGACAGCAGAAGGAAACACAGCUCUGCACUAUGCUGCCCGAGGAGGCUUUGCUGACUGCUGCAGAUUUUUGGCACUGAGAGGAUGCAAUCCCAAACAGAAAAAUAUGGAAGGCCUGUUACCCCAUCAAAUUGCUAAGGACUUGGAUCAUAAGGACUCAGUGGAGGAGCUUAAGAAGGCUGAGCGUUUGAAUGGGAAGCUUUUAAAGAGCAAUACUAAUGAAUCAUGGGCACUGACCCUUUAUGAUUGGUCUCAUGAAAAUGAAGCUGAACUGCGAAAAGCAUUUGAAUUCCAUUCAAAUGGUAUUACCAACUUAGGGAUGGUGUCUUUUGAGAAUUUCAUCUCUGUUCUCCAAGACUUUCAGGCACCAAUAGAUGACGAACAUGUCCAGAAAAUACUGCUUGCUCAUGACAAGCAUAGGCAAGGUCUAAUUAACAUCAGUGAAUUUUUCAAAGGUCUCAGAUAUCUGCCCAGGACCCUUGUUAUGACUUCUUAUGAACUAAAGAAGACAAAGAAAAAAGCUGGCAAGUCAGGGAAGAGCAAGAAUAAAAGCAAGUUGAAUCUUCCCAUGCCAAUUUACGUCAUCCCACCAGAAAAUGUUUACUGUCAAGAUGACGGGGGACCACCACAUUUCAUGAUUGAGAAAUACCAAUUUGUUACAGACACAAACCGAUUUGAUCAGGACCAUCCACCUAGGCACCCGAUAGAGGAUGACUCAGCCUGGUAUAUGGAUGAACCAGAAAAGACAUACUUAAACAUAAACUACUGUGUUAAAAUUGGAGACGUUGAGUCCCUGAAGAUGGCCUUUAGUCAGAAGGUCCCAGUUGAUGUGAAGGACUGCUUUUACAAGACACCACUCAUGACCGCUUGUGCAAGUGGGAAUUAUGAAGUGACCAAGUUUCUGCUUAAUCUUGGGGCUGACGUGAAUGCAUGUGAUCAGUUCUGCUGGACUCCAUUACACCAUGCCUGUCAUGCUGGAAAACUUGACAUCAUUAAACUAUUAGUGGAAGCAGGGGCAGCAGUGAACACACCCACUUUCAGUGGAGCCACACCCCUAAUGAGGACCAUUCAGAGUUCCAGGCCCUGCUGUGUGGACUACCUUAUCAAGGCUGGUGCAACAGUUACAGCAGAAAACAAGUCAGAGCAAAGUUGCUUGGACAUUGCCCGUGCGUAUGCAGACUUUAGGAUUGUCGAGUUAAUCCAGGCCAAAAUUGACAGCCUUCGUAAGCCAAAGGACCACAAGAAGGAUAAGGCAAUCAAACUUCAGGCCAAUCCAAGACCAGCCAUCAGCACUUCUAUUAAGGAGAAGCAGGGGGCUGUUCCCACACUGCAGGCCUCUGAGUACUUUGCAACCUCGACAGGGAAAACAGAAGCACAAGCCAACAGCGUGAUCCUUCACAGCAAUCGGAUCACCAGUGGAGCACUGAAAAAAGUGGACAUUAGCUUUGUGCCAAAAACAGUGUGGGGCAAAACAUUCACUACCAGCCAGCUGAUGGAGAAGAAGGAGAAAAGGAGACGGUGUUUUGCUUAUGAAGUGGAUUGACAAGAAUGUUGAGAAGAAACACUAGUGCUAUCUUUGAGCAAAAUUGAUGAGGGGUGAAUCGUCAGACUUUCGAGGUGUCACUGCAUUUAGCAAUGUAGAGUAAACUAAAUUCACAACACAAUUCAUUAAAAAAAGAAUUAUUAAAA